Molecule: messenger RNA, 936 nt
Organism: Dermacentor silvarum
Lineage: Eukaryota; Metazoa; Arthropoda; Arachnida; Ixodida; Ixodidae
Exons: 1
Coding region: 1-936 (311 amino acids)
Source: RefSeq, a predicted model, not a curated record
AUGCCACAUUUAACUUUAGCUCAUUUGCAGCCAAAUGCAUUUGACAAAAUGCGUGUGCAUUUAGCCUUUCAGCUAUUCAGUGAAGAGGUUUUGAAAGGACUCUUUUUUUACAAGGACAAGUUGAGCAAAAUCUUCCGUACUGCAGAAGCAACAGAGCAGUUUGUGAAGAUGAUAGAACAUUUGAUUUUUGUGAUGACGUCUAGAGUACCAUCCAAAGGGCUUCGAACGAAGUCGAAAAGCGCCGGCGCCUUAGAAGAAUUUUUAACCUUUUUAGAUGAAUGGGAACAAUAUGCCGCUCAGCAUGGGGGUGGGUUUCUUAGUGCAGGGACUGCCCUCGGACUUCGUGUGACACUGGCAAGUACACUGUCACUACUGAAAUAUGUAACAUCCUCACUAAAUUACAAAUAUCUGCUCAGAGCCAAUUUGAGCCAGGACAAAUUGGAGAACAUAUUUGGCAUUGUGAGGCAAUCAUUUGGCUGCAAUGAUCACCCCUCCCCUGAGCAUUUCUUGGUUAUAGUGAAUAAUCUUGCAUUUUAUAACUUGGCAAAGACACCAAGAAAUGGAAACUCGCCAGCUGAGACCAUAAGUUCGUUUCUGCAGCCAUCUGAUGUGGGCAAAGAAAAGGCUGCACAAAUAGCAAGCCUCAUUGAUCAGCUCUUAGAUGAGGGUAACCUUACACACGCAUCAGCCAUGCUGGAAGAACACAGCAGCAUACUUGACCACAAAGGCUGUGUCGAAAAGAAAAGUGACAGCAGGCUCAUUUUCUAUGUCGCUGGCUAUGUUGUCAGGAAGCAACUUAAAAGAUUCCCGUGCCCUGCAUGUGCAUCUACUAUGGCUAUUUUGCCUCUACAGGCUGAUGCAAAUGAGAACGCCUCGCUGACCAGGAACUUCGACCAUGGGGCUUGUUGUACCCUUCAAAACGCCUUGAAGCUUUAA